This is a messenger RNA of Leptomonas pyrrhocoris, 1654 nucleotides long. RefSeq lists its product as hypothetical. The transcript has a single exon. The record is from RefSeq and is a predicted model, not a curated record. NCBI's taxonomy places the organism in Eukaryota, Euglenozoa, Kinetoplastea, Trypanosomatida, Trypanosomatidae. The coding region runs from base 197 to 1654 and encodes 485 amino acids.
GUCCGUCGCCUUCACCUUCACCGAUAAGGCGCCUACGCCACCGGCUUGUGCGUUGGUGUUGUCAACCAAACACCCUGGCUUCGAGGUUCUCAUAGAAGAAGAACGUCGCACGCUGUGUGUGUGUGUGUGUGUGCCGACAAGCAGCAUAGCCUCUUCCCCCUUUUCAUUGGCGCACUGCAGCGCGGGUCACCAGCAGAUGUGGCGACGCGAGGCGAGCGCCUUUGCGCGCACCACACCGGCACAGCUGGAUACACAGUACAGCAUAGAAGAACCCGCCUCAUCAUCACCCUUGCCACCGCACGGCGAUGUUGUCGGCAAUAGAUGGUUCUACGUACCGGGCAGCCGUCACAGAGCCGCAAGGAUACCGCCAGAGGGUUUAGUGUCCUCUUCGCUCCGGAACAGCUCCUCUGUUUCCUCUUCUACGGAUUUUUGCACAUCAGCCAUCCUCGCACCUCAGCGUGCGCUCCUGCAAGGGACAUGGAGGGAUGGAGAGUCCACCAAGGAAGGUCUCCACCAACAAGAAGUAUACAAGCAAAGGGAGCAGCAUGGCGUUCUGUCCGGCGAACUCGGCCCAAAGGACUCCCCUACUUCCUCCAGCGCGGAGGUCAGCCGUCUUCUGCGGCAGUACCGAGACGAGAACAACCGCCUGCGUGAGCAACUCAAGGCGAAGGAGCUGCACGAGACACAUCUGAUCUCAAAGGUAGAGGAACUGAGUCGCCGACAUGCUCUGCUGCAGCUCGAGUGCCAGCGUGCUUUACGUGACCCGACCGUGAUGGACAUGUUCGCGGAGGCGGAGGAGAACUCACCUGCAUGGGCCGCGGCGACGGCGGGUGCGCCUCCGCAGAAGGUUCGUGCACAGCUCGCGCAGAAAGAAGAGGAGGUUCAGCAACUGCAAAUGACGGUGCGGGAGUUGGAAGGCCGGGUGGAAGGGUACCGCCUAGCCCUGCAGCGCGCGCGUGCGUAUCGCAGCGCGUCGGACUCUGCUGAGCAGCCGGAGAAUCACGAAGCGACACUCCGCCGCAGCAACAGCAGUUACAGCAGCGGUGCUCCCGCCUCCCUGCACGCCCUACUUCUCGAGUCGCUCAGCACCGCAGACUUUAUAGUGAAGGUCUUUAACGCCCUCCAGCACUGCCAGCACACGCGCCACGGCGGCGACGGCAGCUGUGCAGCAGACAGCAGCAGUUCCUGCCCCCACGCUCGCCAAGCGUGCACGUUGCGGUGUCUGCGCGCUGCCGUGAAAGGCGCCGCCCUCUCACCGGAUCUUCGGGAGUUGGCCGGCGGCCCGGAGAACAACACGACCGCCGCAAACGUCGAGGUCGCCUUGGCGGUACGAGAGGAGCUGGCGUACUGCGAGACGGUGGCCGUGCGCUUAGCGGCUGCGCUGCUGAGUCAGGAGACAGGAGAGGUGGAGCCUGCGGCAGCAGAGGAUGCGGCCGUUGUCGCUGUCGGUGCUGCAUCGUCCUCCCCCGAUACAAAUGCAGACGCUACCGAAGAGGAAAGAGAAGAAAGCUUGACGACCGAGGAGAAGAGGCCAGAGGCACCUCUGAAGACGGAGAGGGGCACAUCUUCGGCUUUUAGCGCCGCUCCUGCGAAGUCGCUACGCACCAAAGCCUCGCGGUGUCGACCAGACAUGGAAGACUGCGAGGUGCAAUAA